Messenger RNA from Letharia columbiana, 225 nucleotides. RefSeq lists its product as uncharacterized. The record is from RefSeq and is a predicted model, not a curated record. Gene Ontology annotation, cellular component: vacuolar proton-transporting V-type ATPase, V0 domain. The transcript is spliced from 4 exons. Lineage: Eukaryota; Fungi; Ascomycota; Lecanoromycetes; Lecanorales; Parmeliaceae. Gene Ontology annotation, biological process: vacuolar acidification; proton transmembrane transport. Gene Ontology annotation, molecular function: proton-transporting ATPase activity, rotational mechanism. Bases 1 to 225 code for a protein of 74 amino acids.
AUGGCAAACGGCGCUAGCAUCAUCAUCGGCCUCGUUUUUGUUGUCGUGGCGUCGCUACUCGCCUAUUUCUUCUCACCCAAAGGCGAAAACCAGACUGUCUGGCGCAGUUCUCUCAUCCUAAGCUUCGCAAGCUGCUACAUAAUGUGGGCAAUAACAUUCCUUGCACAAUGGCAUCCACUCAUCAACCCUGAAAACGCGGAGCUGAGACCGGAGCACGCUCCUUGA